Molecule: messenger RNA, 6020 nt
Organism: Nothobranchius furzeri (turquoise killifish)
Lineage: Eukaryota; Metazoa; Chordata; Actinopteri; Cyprinodontiformes; Nothobranchiidae
Source: RefSeq, a predicted model, not a curated record
AUUCCCCAUCAUGUGUCUUUUUGCCUUCAUUCCACACAUCUGGAUCAGCAUCUUCUUUCAGGGAGAGGUGGGAAACUCUCAUCUGAGAACCAAGCUCUGAUUUGUGGGUUGUCUGAUAUCAUCCAGUGACUCAGAUGAAAACCUGCAUUUUUAGGAUUUUUUUAAUUUAAAAAACUAACCCUGUAUUUCCUCCUUUCUCAUUCAAUACCCCUGACACCUCUGCUCCGUUUCCCCUCAGUGGAUUUCUAUGACACAGUGAUGGAAGAAUUUGUGUUUUCUCCUCCUCCAGGUUGUGUUGACAGGAUAUGUCAGCUGCACUCAUAAUGGUUUUCAAUACGGAAGCUAAUCACUCACACAAGGAGGAGGAGGAGGUGCCGCUGGGUGAGAGGGAAAGCUGUGUGAAUCAUUUUGAUGACCCAUAUGAUGUAGCUCAGCUGUGUGGUUUGGGAGCACGGCGAUCACAGAGGCAGAAGGUGGGAGGGGCACAAACACGCUCACAUCUGUGCACGCUCCUGAGAGUGUCAGCGUGGGGCACGAACAUGCACACAUCUGUGCACGCUCCUGAGAGUGUCAUCGUUGGAUGUUGCUUCCUCUACUAGCUGGAUGCACAUGAGGGUGUCAGCUCAGAGCCACUGGACUGACUGGACUUGUUUUUUUUCCUUGCUGGAUCUGCAUUUCUGAUCAGCACCAGAGCCUGUUUGUCUUGGAGGGAUGGUGUCAGUGGGUCUUUAGCACAGACAGUCAAUAGGGCUUGAAGAAGGGCAGAAUCAGCAGGAAUCAACUGAGCACUGGGACUCAGGAGUGCUGGAGUACAGAUGUCAGAGAUGGUAGACCCACUUUAGGGGCUCCAGGACUGCCCCAAAAUGGGAAACAACAUCCAGAAGAAGAAGAAGGUGCAGACGGACAAAAGCUUUUCUUCACCUUUGAGCCCGAAUCUGAAACGGGACAAGCCCAACAGCUUCUGGCUGCUGGGACUUCCAGACAAGCAGAGAACAGCUGGCCCAAAGGGGAAUGAGGAACAGAAGAGGUUGACGGUUCACUACACCGCCUCACAAUACUACCAGGAGAAUGUGUUCAUUGAAGGCAGCAGGUCUCAGUACCUGGAAGACCUCCACACCGAAGCUCAGGAGGGACUCAAGAUACUUCAGCAGGAAGAACACAGGAAUGGAGUCAACUUUGCUGACCAUGAAAGCAUCGAUUCUACAGAUGCUCUCUAUCCGGAGCAGGAAAUCAGCUCCAAGGACAGAGGAAGCUCUCCGGAGUCAAGAUCCACCAUCGGGAAUACUGAUACCACAGUAAACUCUGUUGAGUUAACUCAGCCUGCGUCUACCCGCCAAGGCUCUACUUUCAAACCUCUGAAUCCAGUGAAAACGACAGAAAGAAACAGGAAGAGGAACAGAAGGACCACCAUCAUGGGUAUUCCCAACCAGGUCCAGAAAGAACUUGCUCUACACAGAAGCUCCACCUUUCAGCCACUUGUGUCAAAUCAACUCCCCGAUCAUAACAAGCCUGACAGUGAGAGCCAAUCAAGUGCUGUUGUCAUCCCAACAGUUGAUGGAGGAACUCCAGCAGCCAACAAAGAGGGAGCAAGAGUGCAUCUUUCAGAACUGGAGACAUUCAGAGACGAUGUGAUCACGAGUGAGCAUCUCUGUCCCACAUCCACCCUGAGACCCAAGUCGCUUGCAGUGCCUGGCAUGACCACUUGCUUUUCUUUGUCUCCCUCAACUUUUAAUUUCCUCCAGGAGCAUCAGGGCCCGGUGAUGUCCAUCUCUCCUCAGGCUACUUACUUGUCUACGAUAAUCCCAAAUGCUGUUUUGCCAGCCUCGGUUGAAGUAAUUGAGAUUGACCGCAGCAUCAGUCGGACGCAAGGUGGUAGUGUCAGUCAUGGUAGCAGUGCUCGUACUGUUAGCAAAAGCAGCCUUACGUCUGGGGACUCGGCAGUCAGUCCUUUGCUGUCCAGAAGAUCAGAUGGUGACAGUUCCCAGACUAACAGCACCAACUCUGAAACCACCCAAUUAUCCAAAUCUGCCUCAGGGUCAAACUGGAGUGAUUCCCAGUCCUCAAAGACAAUUAUGUCAGACUCCUUGUCUGUAUCCUCAAAUAAAGUUGUGCAAGAAAGCCGGACAGAGCAGUCUAAGUACCAAGAUCUUGCUAGUCCCCAAAGUUCAGUGAGUGUGAUUACCAGCCCCAGCAAUACAGGCGAAAACUCUACAGAAUCAAGAUCUGAAAGUGGUGCAACAGAGUCAACGGCUGUUAGGGAACAAGCAAAGAACAAACAUAACUUCUCUCACAGUCUGUCAGUUAUGAAGACCAAGCAACCCCCAGCACCUCCAAGAAGAACCAACUCUCUGCAUGGUAAUAAGAUAAGAAGCACCUCAAAGACUUUUGUGGAUAUCAGAAACUCUGCUUCAGAAGAAGAGAAAUGCUUCUCAGAACAGGCUUUAGGGGGAGAUGACACAAAGCUGACUGUUACAGAUAUCAGCACAGUACCAACACCGGUGUCAAACUUGAUUGGGUCCAGCUCUGCAGGCUCUUCUUCCUCACCGUUGACCCCCAAAGAGAUCUCUUCUAACCUAAAUGGAGAAGCAAUAGAGGUCAGUACCUACCCCUCACAGAAAAAUGCCCUGGAAGGGGAAACAUUUGAACGGACAAUGUCCCCCUCCAGCGGCUACUCAAGUCAGAGUGGCACUCCAACGCUUUCCCCUAAAGUUAUCCCUCAGACCUCCCCACACAAGCAGAAAAAACUCGUCAAACCAGAAAGAUCAGCAUCUCGGGCUUCAUCCUCAGCAGCAUCCCCUUCUUCUUCACUUACCUCUUUAUCAUCUGGUACAUCUGAGCUUGCUAAUGCCGAUUCUUCCACAUGUAGCACAGGUGUGCCUCCACGGGGAUCUUCACCACUUGUUUUGACAAAAGAACUCAUUCUUAACAACAAUCCCUCAAAUAUUAGGGUUGAAUUCCAAGAACUCUUUAAUAUCCCUCCACCUCCUAAAGUCAAGGCACCAUGUCCACCACCUCCAGAGGCAUGGGCUCACAGCAAACGUACUGUUGAGCUUCUGUGUGGACCAUGCUAUGUAACAAAUAAACUACCCCAGAAACCCUCCCAGAUUCAGGACAGAGUGGAUGAACACACGGAAGUCCAAACUGAACCCCAAAAAGAGAUGCAAGUUCAAGGUGAAACCCAGACAGCCAAAUCUGUCCAGGAAGUGUCUGAAAAUAACACAAAGUCUGCAGCAUGGCUGGAGAUUGAUCCUGAUGGCAGUGACAUGGAGCAGACACUUGGAGAAUGUCCGGACACAAAGCAAGUUCAAGAAAAAGAAAAGGCAGAAUCUCAGAGUGAGGAGACUUCUGUCUCAGUAACAGAAACAGCAAUUCAAGAGACCACUCCAAAGAAAGAUCCCCCUCCUAUCAUGAAAAAGCCCACAAGGGUAGUAUUUAGCGAGGAAAAUGAGCGCCUGUUAGAUACACAAAAAAGGGAAACAGGUAGCAGUUCUGUAAUAGAGGUUCAUCUGUCUGAGGAGAACAGUGAAACCUCUUCACAUGACGCUGUUAUGAUUGUAGUUGACAUGAGUGAGAAUGAGAUAGAGAAGUUUGAGGUCCAAUCCAUGCACACACUUUCUAUAGAGACCCCCAAAAUUAGUAAGAUCUCACCACCACCUACGCCUCCACCAACCUAUCACCCUACACCCCCCAUAAUGAGGAAGACGCCUUCUUCUUCAAAGUUACAACCACCAAAGGAAUCCCACGAGGAUCAGGAGUCGGCCCACGUAGAUGACCCCUGCUGGCCUCCUCCUCCUCCUCCACUGGAAGGGGAUUCCGCCUUUGAUGGUGGUGAUGAGGUAGAUUUUCCUCCACCUCCUCCGCCCUCAUUAACGGACAGUUUAAUGAAUGUGACAGACCCAAACCCAGCUGAGUCCCAGUCAACUGUGAUUGACAACAACCUGCAGGUUGAAAUGCAAGUUUCAAAACUUGACAUUGCUCUUGAAGAUUCUUCUCAAUUGGUGCAGAAUAUUUCAUGCACUGCUUACAGUGUUUCACUUCCAGAAGAGGACAUGUCUUCUGUAUCACGUGCUACCAGAGCUGAGAGUCAAGUGUCAGUCACAGCCGUGGUUCUCCACAGCAGUUUCCCGAUGCAAAACUCUCUAAAAACCAAAGAUCAAUCUCCCUUUGCUCAAGUAAGUGACCAAAAUUCAGCUCCAAACUCCGUGUCGACAGCACCCGAUCCACCAACAGAGAAUUCAACCCAUGGGGGUAACUUCAGAAGGCAACCCAGUGGAGCUCAUAAAGACACCCGGAGCAAGGAGCUUCUUUCCCGACACAAAAGUCCACCUGUUCCUAAAGAGGAUGCCAACAUACCACUGGUCACCCCCUCAUUGCUUCAGAUGGUUCGCCUCAGAUCAGUCAGCAUGACUGAAGAUCAGGUGAAUGUGACAUCUGAAGACAAGUCCACAAAUGUGGGAGCUCCAGCUCAAGAGAACUAUACUGACUCAACUAAUGAACUCCAAAAUAUUCCUCAAAAGCCCAUCCGCAAGUCUUUGUCACUGAAAUCUUCCCCUCCAACUCUAAAAAUGUCUACUGUGACAAUGACUCCUCCUUCAACCCGCCUACAGGAGGCCAUACGAAUGAAAACUGCAGCCAUGUCAUCAAGAGAUGGUCUUCCCCCCAGAAAGGGUAUGAGAUUACCCAUUUAUAGUUACGCUGGUGAACCAGGACCUCGGCCUCUGAAGUUACCUGAAGGCUAUGACAUGAACAAAUCGCCAGCCUCUACUGCUAGCUUUAUCUUCUCCAGGAGCACAAAAAAGGUAGUCAUGGAGACCGUGGCUGCCUCUUCCUUAGAAGCUCAGGCAAGUCUGAAACAAAGCUUGGCAGCCGAACUAAGGCAGGCUUCUGACCAAUCAAAGCCUGGGACUGUCUCAACCGGUGGGGUGAAGUGUGACAAAGUCCCUCCACCAGUAGCUAAGAAACCAAGCAGCUUGAAUCCCUCACAAAAUUCUCACAGCCUUUCAGUAAAUCCGGAGCUUGGUGCUGAAGGAAAUGGCGCUAUUGGAGGAGUUCAACGCAUGAGUGGAGUUGCACCGCCUGAAACAACAACACGAGUGACAGCAGAAACGAUAGAGACGUUGUUCUGAUGGACAUCUGUGCUCAGAGAACCAGGAGGAGCAAAUCCAAGACAACUCGCACACAUGGGCGUCAAACUCAUCCUUCUCCAAAAGCCUUAGCCUCCAACGGCCCUCCAUGUUUAUGCAAAAACGUGUCCCUCUCAUUUUGUUAUGAAAGCUUUACUCUGGAGUAUUUUUCUAAAGUACAGUUUCAUCUCCUGUGAAAUCCCCUCAGCGAUAAACCGAGCAUUUACUUUGCUUGUGUGAGAGCGCCUCCUGCAGGUUGGUUUUGGUAUCUUCAGGGAUAAUGAAGAGGAUGACUUCAUUUUGACUCCACCCUAGCAACACACGUUGUAAUCAUGCAUUUUAAUUCUCACAGGGGAUUAGAAGAGUUUAGACCGCUUUUCCACUGUGUGUAAAAAAAUUCAGAAAAAGGGAUACAACAGAAAUUUGUCAGGGAAAUUUUUAUUUUGUAAAGCCACCUUUGAUAAAUUCUUGCUGGAGUAUCUUAAACCUGCUAAAAUGUCACGUGAAUAGUUCCUUCACAGCGUAAUCCCAGUAUUCUAUUUAUUUAUGUGUGGUUGUCUCCACUAGUAGCACUGUUGGUCACCUUUUCCUACAGAUUAUUACAUAUUUAUAACUUUGGUUUCAUACUAAACUACUUUUAGGGCUAAGAAUGUGGCGACUGGCCCUGGACCAUGAAUACACUGGAGCGGGCUUGGCGUGUAUUUAUUAAAUAUUGUGUUUCUAAAAUAACCCGAGCUUUCACGGCGGAGAAACCAAUCGUUUUGCACAAAACACUUUCCCCCCGAAGGAAUGAUCAGCACAUGAAAUCCACCUUUAGAGGGUCAGAGAUCUACGUUUUUGGGGAUCGUAAAGAGUUAUGUACAGUUAUUACUUCUAAAUAAACUCUUUUAAUCAAAA